AACGAUUCUAUGCGCCUGCGUGUUUCUGAAGUUGAAGUAUUCUUUUGCCCGUCCGCAACGUAGACCGUGACUCGGUCAUGGAGAUAAGAGUUUAUAGAGAAAGGGGUAGAGUGAUGAAACGAUCGAAUUUCCAGUUAAAAAAUGAAAGGAAGUCUGCCUUUUGCCGGCGUAGAAAGGCGUUGCUCUGAAUCAUAGAAAUGAUAUGCUGAAACUCUUGUAUAAAACUGUGUAGGAAAUGGGAGUGAAAAGCCAGUUUUUAAACUGUGCAUAAUUAACCCUGUGCAUGAUACUCUUCUACAAAUUUUCUAGAUCUGUAGCAUAAACUGGCGAGCACAGUGCUGAACAGCUAAGCAAAGCGCCUGACGUACAGGGGAACUGAAGUCAAAGGCGCUAAUGCGCUUGCGGGGGAAAGGAGGCUCCGCCCCCCCCGGGCACAAAUAAGGAACGAAGGGCGGGAAAGAAGCUUGCGCGUGCGCACUAAGGCCAAUGUCAGCCCAGAGGUUAGGAACCUACUACCUUGUAUGGUGGGCUUCCCGCCCUCCGCCCCGUUUGAAACGGGCCCAAAGUGAAUGCAAAGGCUUUUUCUUCCAGCAGGAGGAAGGAAUCACUGCUUUGUCUGAGUUCCACUCUUCUAGUCAAGCAGAUCGCGCUACUUUCCUGGCAUUUGUCUCUCAAGUGGACUCGUCCCUUCUUCACCGUUACCACUCCAUCCUAGAGCAAUUACAGGCUCUCUACGCUCCUAUUAAUCCCGACCAGGACACACUGCAGGAGUUCUCUCUGACUGAUGCUGAGCGGUUAGCAAAAGAACAGGAAGUUUUGGCCAGGAUGGAUCCAUUGCUGGACCAGGCCAACUUCAACAGUUUGUCAGAGGAAACCCUGGCCUAUGCCCUUGUGGUUCACCAUCCACAAGAUGAAGUCCAGGUGUCAGUAAAUCUGGAUCAGUAUGAAUACAUAAGAUUCUGGGCUCUUGGCCAACGGUUCGGACCACUGCGUGUGAUGACUACCCUUCAGAAUCAGAGGGGGUUCUUUGGCACACCUCGGGUUCCACCAGACAGACAGUACUUCAAACGGGUGGUGGUGGCUGCCCGGAUUAAGAAUGCUCACCUCAUGCUUAAAUGCUUUAAGGACAUUCCCCUGGAAGGCCUGGAGCAGUUGCUGCCCGCCGUCAAGGUCCGCACCUCCAUCUUCUACAGGGCCCUCCUCAACGGCAUGCUGAUAGUGAGCGGCUUGGCCGUCUUCGUCAACGUGGGCAUGGUGGUGCUUUCUGACCUGAAGAUUGGCACCACCUCCCUGCUGCUUUUCUUCGCUGCCUUUAUGGCCUUCCGGGCUUGGAAGGUCUUUGGCCAGCGCCGGAAUAUCCACUCCCUUGAGCUGGUGCACAUGCUGUAUUACCGCAGCACGUCCAACAACUCUGAGCUACUGGAUGCCCUUGCUCUGCGUGCCCAGGAAGAACAUGCCAAGGAGGUCAUCUUGGCACACAGUUUCCUCCUCCAGCUGCACCAGCACUAUCACCCCCUGGACAUAGACUCCAAAACCAUUGAAUGCAUGAGGGAAGAGGUUCAGGCUUGGCUGCACCUCCACUCUGGUCUGGAUGUAACCUUCUGUGCCGACCGUGCAUGCAGGCAUCUCAGGGAACUAGGAGUUGGGGCAGGGGGCUCUCCUGCAACGGGGACCCAUCCUGUGACUGGUUAGGAGCUUCCUAGGAUUGUUCUGGCCAGCACUUUUGGUUCCUAGUGGUCAGGCCACCUGCUGAGGCCCCUAACGCUGAGCAUGUGAGGCUUUGAAGGCGCAGGCAGGGGAAUUCUUGCCUUCCCGGGGCAUUAUGGGAGCAGUGCCCAGGGCUGCAGUUGUUGAUGCUGCCCAGAGGCCUCAGGGUUUCUGCUUCUACCACUGCUGUCUCUCCCCUGGAUGUGUAUGUUCCUCCAGGAAUCCAUCUUGGGAGGAAACUCAAGCAUGUAACACCAUAAGAGGUGUAAAUAUCACCCGGCAUACAACAUUCAGCCUCAUUACAAGGGGGGCAUGUUACACCUCAGACUCAACUAUUUGGAUGGCUUGUCGGGGGAAGCUUGUUUUUAAAGGUGUCCCUGUUUUUGUAAAAACCCUUUUAUUAUAUGCUGCUGCCUUUAGCGGGGGGCUGCCUGCUUUUUCUUGUAUCUGAGGAAUGUGGGGGCGAAGUUCCUUGCAGGGCUGUUUACAUUUGAAAUGAGAAUGGCAUAAAGCAAUGAAUUGCUUGCGUUUAGGGCAAGAUGGGGUUUUAGAAAUAUUCCUUUGCUCUGCUGCUUGGGGGCUUUAAAAAAACGUAUUAAAUCACUUCUAUAGCACUUUGAAAUUCACAGUAUACACUUACGAGGAAUUUGAAGACUACUACACACUUGGUUUUUGUUUUGCCUGUUUUGUAGAGACCACAGAGGUUGAGACGACAUACACACUGCAUGGUCUUGGACAACUCAGUAAGUUCAUGCAGUGCUUUGACUUGUUAGGGAAGGCCACUUGGCACGUUUCUAGAGGCACUUCUCCAUAUUAUUGCCCCCAGAUGUUCCAGCUUCAGGCCCCUGUACUGAGAACAGAUUUGAUGCCUUGGAACAAAUUUAUGCU
This is a messenger RNA of Podarcis raffonei (Aeolian wall lizard), 2595 nucleotides long. It is a transcript of the gene TMEM143, whose product is annotated as transmembrane protein 143. The transcript is spliced from 7 exons. NCBI's taxonomy places the organism in Eukaryota, Metazoa, Chordata, Lepidosauria, Squamata, Lacertidae. The coding region runs from base 487 to 1692 and encodes 401 amino acids. Gene Ontology annotation, cellular component: mitochondrion. The record is from RefSeq and is a predicted model, not a curated record.